AUGGUUACCAACAAAGUCUCUCUGGAAUUCAGAUACCUGCUGUCCGAGCUGUACAAUGACAUGAUACCAAUUAGCGUUCUGGAGAGGAUCAACGCCAUGCGGAUGUCCGUCAGACUCAUAUACGAAUCCCUAGCAGCACUUGACACUUGGCAGUAUUGCCGCCAAUACUCCAAAUGUGUGUUCCUUGCGCCUGACACGCUGGUGCACCACAACAUCGACUAUCUGUUCGGCGAACCUCAACUCUCCGCUGUGGCCUACCAUCGCCGGCCUCAGACGUUCCACAGCAGCGUCAUGGUCGUAGAACCGACGGCCGCUCAUAACACGUUCAAAAGUACCAACGAGAACCAAAAUGCUCGAUGUUGUGCCGACCAAAUCCUCAAUCGUCACUUUAAGAGAUGGCACGAGCUGCCACCGACCUACUGCUCCGAGGUCAACAGUUCGUUUGCCUACGUUCCUCCAGGAGGAGAGUAA
Molecule: messenger RNA, 471 nt
Organism: Priapulus caudatus
Lineage: Eukaryota; Metazoa; Priapulida; Priapulimorpha; Priapulimorphida; Priapulidae
Product: glycogenin-1-like
Exons: 5
Coding region: 1-471 (156 amino acids)
Cellular component (GO): cytoplasm
Molecular function (GO): glycosyltransferase activity
Source: RefSeq, a predicted model, not a curated record